This is a messenger RNA of Raphanus sativus (radish), 846 nucleotides long. RefSeq lists its product as uncharacterized. The record is from RefSeq and is a predicted model, not a curated record. The transcript has a single exon. The coding region runs from base 1 to 846 and encodes 281 amino acids. NCBI's taxonomy places the organism in Eukaryota, Viridiplantae, Streptophyta, Magnoliopsida, Brassicales, Brassicaceae.
AUGGUUGUUUGUGAAGUGAGAGCAGGUACUACAGCUAGUUUUUGGUUUGAUAAUUGGACAUCUUUAGGACCAUUGAUUGAGUUGGUGGGGGAGAAUGGUCCUAUGGUGUCAGGGUUGAGCAUCAACGCAGUUGUUGCUGAUGCACUUACGAGUGAGGGAUGGUGGUUGGAUCGCAGUAGGAGCAGAAGUCCAACGAUCACUCUCCUAAAAGAGUGUCUUCCUGAUGCGCAGGAGAUCAUUGAUGCUGAAGAGGAUGAUAAAUAUUGGUGGUUCCCACAGCCUGGACAAGGUACUGGAGUAUUCUCAACAAGUGAGACUUGGAGAGUCCUACACCCAUCUCCAGUUGAGGUUUUCUGGCAUAAGGCAAUUUGGUUUAAUGGGAGAAUUCCUAAGCAUGCCUUUAUUUCCUGGAUUGCUGCUCGUAACAGGAUGGUUACUAGAGAUAGACUCAUAAGUUGGGGACUGCAAGUGCCAUCGAGCUGUGUUCUGUGUUCGGGGUCUAUAGAGAGUAGGCAACAUCUGUUUUUUAACUGCUCCUUUAGCUCCCGAGUGUGGAACUAUUUUAUGUCUAAGAUGAACUUGGCUCCUCCCCACGAUUUUGAAGCUGUUCUAAGAUGGCUAGUGAACCCAGCGAAAGACAAGAAUUUAACUCUGGUUGUUAGGCUUGUGUUUCAAGCGGUGCUGUACUUGAUCUGGAAAGAGAGGAAUAGGAGAAUUCACUCGGUUGAAAAGAAGUCUACAAGCACUCUUAUUGCAGAGAUUCAACAAACCAUUAAACUCAGACUUGAUCCGUUGGCUCGUAGGCAAAGGCUCAUCACAGGACAGGAUUCUGUAUUGGCGGUAUGA